Messenger RNA from Carassius gibelio (silver crucian carp), 5080 nucleotides. Its product is annotated as arrestin domain-containing protein 3-like. The transcript is spliced from 6 exons. Gene Ontology annotation, biological process: protein transport. Lineage: Eukaryota; Metazoa; Chordata; Actinopteri; Cypriniformes; Cyprinidae. Bases 117 to 1370 code for a protein of 417 amino acids. The record is from RefSeq and is a predicted model, not a curated record. Gene Ontology annotation, cellular component: cytoplasm; plasma membrane.
UUUUGCACCAGGAUGUUAACGUUUUUUUUUUUUUUUCUGCUGUAAAUUUGGGCAUUUUAACGUGGGAAGUCUAUGGGACUGUCUCCCUAUUUCUGCCAGCCUCAAGCGGCCAGUCAAUGAAUUGCAGUUUUAGUCACUUUCUUGUUGGCUUUACGACAGAGAGCAGGAGGUUGCCGCUUGGUAUAGACAUAGAAAUUAAAAUGUCAAAAUCCAUCAAAUUGCUCAGUCUUCAAUACAACCAGAUUAAUGAAAGCGAUACUUUUUCUAGUGGGGAUAUUGUGGAGGGACGAGUUGUUUUGGAGGUUAUCAAAGAAAUAAAGGUGAAAAGUUUUUUUGUGAAGCUGACGGGGGACGCACAUGUGAGCUGGACUGAAGGCUCAGGUGACGACGAAACAUCCUACAGCGACCACGAGAGAUACUUCAAACUAAAGCAAUACUUCAUUCAAGAGAGCUCGAAGAAAGAUGGACCAGUGAUUAGCCCAGGAUGUCAUGUUUUUCCAUUCAGAUUUCAGCUGCCUCAACAAGAUAUGCCUCCAUCUUUUAAAGGAAUGCAUGGCUGGGUUAAGUAUGUCUUGACAGUAAAGCUGAGCAGGCCUUGGAAGUCAACAUCUGCUGCACAGACAGAAUUAAACUUUGUGCUGAGAAAUUAUGGGACCAAUGAUCAUUUACUGCAACCACAAUCUGGCACAGAGGACAAGAAGAUAAAACUUUUUGGCUCAGGAAAAAUGUCACUGGCUGUAAAAGCAGAAAAAACUGGCUAUAUGCAAGGUGAAACGAUAAGAGUUUUUGUCGACAUUGACAACUCUUCAUCUCGUAACGUCAGGCUAAAGUACAGCCUCAAGCAGCUACAAACGUUCAUCGCUGACAAGAGCACUAAUAGAGGAUUCAAGUAUAUAGUCAAAGAGACUAGAGAUCGCAUUCCUUCUGGAGAAAAGUCAAAAUUCAUAGUGGAUAUAAAGCUUCCACAUGACCUGACUGUCACCUUUGAAAACUGCAGAAUUCUAAAAGUGCAGUAUGAACUCAAGGUAUAUCUGGAUGUUUCUUUUGCCUCAGAUCCAGAAGUCAAAUUUCCUGUGGUCAUUCUUCCAGCUGGACAACAGUGUCCUCCCUGGCAAGGCCAACCUGGAGGAUUCCAGCCAUAUCCACCACCUCAGCCUAACCUUGUGCCUUAUCCUGGUGAACUACCUCCUCCACCUGCAGGACUUUACCACAAUCUGUAUGACCCUACAGUGCUGCCCUUUCCAGGAACUGCUGCAGGGGUCUAUCCAAAUCCACAUGCCAUCCAGCCUGGUUUCCUUCUGGCUCCUUCUGCACCAGUUUAUGAUCCAAAUCAAAGCACUAAAGAAUCGACUCCUAAUGUGCCUUAUUAGUCUCCUUUACCAGCCAAACCUCUGAGCACCAUUUAUGCUGUCAAUGAGUACUUAAUGUCUACAUGCCUACUAUCAGAAAGCUCAGUUCGUAUCAUUGUGCCUUUUAAACUUUUUGUUUUCCUGUAGUUCAACUUGUAGAGCACUGCGCUAGCAAGCAAGAGCAAGGUUGGGGGUUCGAUUCCCCGGGAACACAUGAUAUGUAAAAAUUGAUAGCCUGAAUGCACUGUAAGUCGGUUUGGAUAAAAGCGUCUGCUAAAUGCAUAAAUUUAAUUUUUUAAUUUAAUUUAAUUUAAGUUUAACACAUUUUUUAUUUCACAGGGAAUGUAUAUACUUUAUGUAGCCCUUCCCCCUUUCAGCAUUGCACUCACUGUUUUCUGUCUUCAGUUUAAAUUUAUACAGCAUAAGGCUAAGAUCUUAUGGAUUUACAGUGCCCUCCAUAAGUAUUGGAACAGUAAAGACAAAAUUGCUUUCUCUGCUGUGGAAUCGAGACAUUUGCAAAUAUGAUUAAAAGAUGAAUAUGCGACAAAACAGAAUGUCACAUUUUAUUAUUAGGUCUUUCGACAAAUACAUGUUUUACCAAGUAAAAAGGACAGCACUUUUAGAGUUCAUCCCACUAUUUGAUGUGAGCGUAAGUAUUGGAACAGUUGAAUUUAAGGCAGAUGUACAAGAUUAAAAGCUAAUAUUUAGUUGCAGAUCCCUUGCAUGCAAUCAGAGCAGUGAGUCUGCAACCCAUAGACAUCACCAGACUCUUGGUCUUAUGCUUUGAAAUGCCUUUCUACAACCUGUAAUGCAGCCAAUUCCAGCUGUUGCUUGUUUGGGGGAGUUUCUGUCUUUAGUCUUCUCUUUAGCUGGUGAAAUUAAUGUUCAAUCUGAUUUAAAUCUGUAGAUUGAUUUGGGCAAUCUGUGGCAAGUGUGCACACAAGACUGCACACUUUCUGAAAUCCUGUACGUUAAAGGGGGGGUGAAAUGCUCGUUUUCACUCAAUAUUCUGUUAAUCUUGAGUACCUAUAGAGUAGUACUGCAUCCUUCAUAACUCCAAGAAGUCUUUAGUUUUAUUAUAUUCAUAAGAGAAAGAUAGUCUGUACCGAUUUUUCGCAGAAAAACACGACCGGCUGGAGGCGUGACGUGUGGGCGGAGCUAAAGAAUCACGAGCGCGAGUAAGCUUUUGCGUUGAAAGCGUUUGGAAGCUGUGACAGCUGUGAAGGCUGAAACUGAACGAGAGCAGCAGCAGCAACGACUCGCUCCAAGCGGGGCUCGAACCCGGGUCUCCAGCAGGGGAGGGGGACGCACUAACAAGGAGGCAGAGAUAUUUUAAGCAGUUUUACUCACCGCAUGCGGUUCCAACACACGAUCGUGACCCUUUUUCGUUGGGACUGCAUUAUCCUUAAGAAAUAAACGAUGUGCAAAUCCGGCGUCAAACUGGGCCUUGUUUGUAACAAAAACACUUGCACAACUCCGUUGAUGCUCUGUAAAAAUAAACUCCAUCCACUGGUCCCUUAAUGCUGUUUUUUUUUGGUAAUCUAUGCAAGAUUGUCUUGCCCUGGCAACCAAAAACACACUCCUUUUGUGACAUUUCGCGACGCUCUCGCUCUUUAUCAGUGAAUGCCUGUUGUGCUCUCAGUGCUUGGCUAUACAGGAGCGCGCGCUCUUCCGGCAGAAGUGCCCUUGUAAGGAAAUUCCGUUCCAUCUAACGUCACACAGAACCAUACUCGAAAAAAACUUUCCGAAACUUGUGACAAACCGGAAGGAGUAUUUUUGGAACAAAAAUACUCAUUCAAACGUACAACUUAAUUUUUGAAACUUUGUCCAUGUUGGGAAUCCAACUCUAUAACAGUGUAAAAAACUCAGUAUGCAUGAAAUAGCAUUUCACCCCCCCUUUAAGGGAUACGCGGUCCGCUUCAUUCCCUUUCUUUGAAUUGGUUAGACCUUGGUUCCUUGGGCAGCACUCAGCCAGUGUGUCUUAAUUAAUACACUUUAGGCAUCGCUUCGCUCAACAUGAGUAUUUGGGUGAUUGCCGUAGUAGUUUAGCAGUGCUCCCCUUUACCAAAAAAGGUUGCCUAUGAGUGCGCUAAUUAAGACUUUAAAUUUGUUUGCCCUGAUAAAGUCCUUGACUGAAUUGGCAGGGUGUUUUGGGUCAUUGUCCUGAUCCAAUAUGAAGUGCUUCCUAAUGAGUUUGGUGGCAUUUUCUUGAAUAUUGGUAGCCAAGAUGAUUUUGUACCUUUCCAAAUUCAUUCUGCUAUUGCUAUCAUACAUUAAAUCAUCAUUAGAAUUAAGAGGUCCUGUUCUAGAGACACCCAUGUAUGCCCAAACCAUGACUCCACCUCCACCAGGCUUUACAGAUGUAUGCUUAGGAACAUUUGCAGUUCCAUUUUUUUCUCCACACUUUUGCUUUCCGAUCACUUAGAUAAAGGUUAAUCUUUGUCUCAUCUGUCCAUCAACUCAGUUCCAAAACUCUGGCUCACAUUUAUGAAGAAUCUUGUCUUUCUAUUUUUGGUAAUGAUCAGAGGUUUGCAUCUUGCUGCACUCAAAAAAAAAAAAAAAAUCUUGCCACAAUUGCCACUGUCAAAACUAUUAGAUUUAAUCAGUUAAACAUUAUGGAUAGGAUUUAAGUACAUCUGGCUCUGAAACAAGUCAGAUCCAAUUAGUUAAAUUGUAUGAGAUAGGUUUACAUACAAAUGGAAUCGUUUACCAUACUGUUGGUGGUAUUGCACAGUGAGCUGUGUAAAGUGGCUUUGGUAAUGAACGGGCAAGUUCAAAAAAGGCAGCGCCAGAAGAAGCGUUCGUUUGAUUCUCCUAACUAUUUUGCAUUAGAGCAGCCUGGAUCAUAAUCUGUUUACAAGGUAAGAUAUAUAUUCUAUUAACUUAGUGUAUAUUAUUUGAUAGGUUUCAUUGUAUUAUUACAAUGAAAGUAUUAUAUACAUGUAUUAUAUACACAUAUUAUUAGUGUGGUUGCUAAAAUCAAUGCACUGACUGUUUUUUUUCUUUCACUAGCUAACUGAUGGUACUAAUUAGGGCUGGGUUGAAAUCCAUUUUCGAUUUUAAUCGUUUCUCAUUGUUACAGUGAUCUCAGUGUAAAUCCUAAGAAUCACUAGAUGCUGUUUUCACUUGAUGCAUGAACAAAACUUAAUGAAACAUAAUAAAUCAAGUUUUGUUACUUGUGAUAUGAAACAAAGUGUCAAAUUUAAGAUUCCGCCAAUUGUAUCACUAAAGAUGAAGUGUAAAUACUUGUUUGGUGUUAAAUGUAAGGUAAAAAAUGAUUUUAGCACCUCCGUAUAAGCAGCGGUGAAGAACUCACGUGAAUCAUCAUCUCUUUCUCUUUACUUAUAGAUACCACAGCAAAUAAACAUGAAUGAUCAACAGAGGUCACAUCACAGAUCACAGAAUCACAUCUCACAUCAUCUUUUAGGUAUGUCCCUGAAAAGCCAUUGAGUGAGUAUAAACUCUAAACUUUUUAGAAAAAAUAAAUAAAUAAAAAAUGGUAUUUUGCUAAAUAUGUGCACAGUGUCACUCUUGGGUGUUUGAUGCUUUUUGGACUGAUUUAUGUGCUUAACUGAAGCUAUGCAAAGAAGUUCAAGUGCACAUUUGAAGAAAAUCCUGGAUACAACCAAGCUAUAACCAAAUAACUCUUAAAGGUGCCAUGUGCAAAAAUUGAGGUAAAAAUAACCAAAAAAUGACCUACACGCAUCAAAAGAAUGAGAAGAAAUAAGGGU